AUGGAGAUCAAGGAGAAGAAGAAGGUUGGUGAGAAGAGGAAGAGAGCUGAUGAGAGUAAGCUUCUUAGAACUGUUUUCGUUGGGAACUUGCCUUUGAAGGUUAAGAAGAAGCUCAUCCUGAAGGAGUUUAAGGAACCUGCUGAAGCGUCUCUGGCACAUAACAUGUCUCUGAUUGCUGGGAAUCAUAUCCGUGUUAUGUGGAUAGACCAUUUGUAUGAUUCUAUGAGGACAGUCUUUAUGGGGAAUCUCCCUUUCGAUGUGAAGGGUGAGGAGGUGAAUCAAUUGUUUACUGGUAAGAGUAACCUGGAGAACAAUGUGGAAGCUGUUCGUGUUAUUAGAGAUCCCCGUUUGAACAUUGGAAAAGGAAUAGCCUACGUCUUGUUUGAAACACGGAGAAUAAAUGCUUUGAUUUUUUUUAAGGUGUAG
Molecule: messenger RNA, 426 nt
Organism: Brassica napus (rape)
Lineage: Eukaryota; Viridiplantae; Streptophyta; Magnoliopsida; Brassicales; Brassicaceae
Product: nucleolar protein 12-like
Exons: 4
Coding region: 1-426 (141 amino acids)
Molecular function (GO): RNA binding
Source: RefSeq, a predicted model, not a curated record